AUGCCCUUUAAUAAUCAAGCGUUGUCAUCUCUAGUAUUAGGCUUAGUUAAGUAUCGUGAGAAGGCCGUCGUUUGGUCGCGAGCAAAGGUACCUAGGUAUUGCAUAAUCAAUGGUCGAACAGCAGGGGAAGUUAUUCUGUGGCAAACCAUCGUGAUUAUAAAUCAACCUACAGCGUCGCUCUUAACGGACAGCGAUGAUAUUUGGAAUCAUCAAAUUCUCAUUCAACUCGAAGAUAUCUAA
Molecule: messenger RNA, 240 nt
Organism: Nannizzia gypsea CBS 118893
Lineage: Eukaryota; Fungi; Ascomycota; Eurotiomycetes; Onygenales; Arthrodermataceae
Exons: 2
Coding region: 1-240 (79 amino acids)
Source: RefSeq, a predicted model, not a curated record